AUGAAAUUGUCAUUUGGCCUUUUAGGUCUUUCCCUCUUAUCGCUCACUUCUGCUCUUCCAAAGAUAACAAGGACGGGCAAGUAUCUGUAUGAUGAGAGUGGAAGUAGGUUUUAUAUCAAGGGCGUAGCAUAUCAACCUCAAGGCGAAGUUGCUGAAAGCUCAGAAGCUAACACUGCCAAUGGUGGAUUUCCCGAACCCUCAUCAUAUCAUGACCCUCUAUCAUCUCCACAAAACUGUACAAGAGAUUUACCAUACUUGAAGCAGUUAGGUGUUAAUGCAGUCAGAGUAUACUCGGUAAAUAGUAGUUUGAAUCAUGAUGAAUGUAUGUCCACAUUCAGUGGUGCUGGUAUAUACGUAUUACUAGACGUAUCGCUUCCUCUCAAUGGAUCAAUCGAUCGAUCUUCCCCUUCUUGGUCAACCAAUUUACUGAACGAGUAUAUAACUACCAUAGACGCUUUUAGAAAUUACGAUAAUGUGCUGGGUUUCAACAUUGGAAAUGAAGUUAUCACUACUAAUGGUAACACCAAUGCUGCCCCGUACGUCAAGGCCGCCGCCAGAGACAUCAAGGCAUACCUCAAAUCAGUCAGUUCAUCGGCAUUAGUAGGAUACUCGGCAACAGAUGGAGACGCAGAGUUCAGAAACUCCUUGGCUGAAUAUAUGACUUGCGGCGGUGAUUCAAUCGCUGUUGAUCUAUACGGUCUGAAUAACUAUGAAUGGUGCGGAAAUGAGAAUUAUAACUCAUCCAAUUGGAAUACGAUCGUACAAGGAUUCCAAGAUAUCCCUGUUGCUACUUAUAUGUCUGAAUUUGGAUGUAUCACAGCCCCUCCUAGAUUAUGGACAGAAGUAGCUUCAUUGUUCAGCUCUCCCACGUCGGAUGUCUUUAGCGGUGGUGUCGCUUUCAGUUAUUUCCCAACUUCCGAUGGUUAUGGUAUGGUCACCUUUUCCGCCGACGGGAACACUGUUACAACCUCGGAUGACUUUACCCGACUCUCCACUCAAUACAAUGCCACUGCACCGCCCAACUCACCGGCCCAAUCAUCGGUGACAGCAGGUCAAACCGAUUGUCCAUCUGAAUCAGCAACUUUCAUCGCUUCAAACACUUUACCACCGACUCCCAAUGAGGACGUAUGUAAUUGUAUAAACCAGAAAUCUUUGGCUUGUUUAGUACUCCAAAAAACCGCAAAUUCACCUACGAUCGUCGGUGACUUACUGAAUUACGCAUGUCAACUCCUUGGAUCAUCAACCAAUGGAUCUGCUUCAUGUGAUCCUAUCGGUGGAAAUGGUACUUCCGGCACAUACGGACAAUUAUCAUAUUGCUCCCCGGCUAUCAAAUUGUCUUAUGCCAUGUCAGCGUAUUACGAAUUCAAUCCUAUAGAGUCGUCGUGUGAUUUCAGUGGUAACGCAACCUUGAGUCCCGCUCGACCAAACACCGCUCAAGAUGCAUCUACAGCCGCCUCACAAUGCUUGGCUCAAGAACCUUCAGGAGGUGUCUUCACUCCUUCGGCAGUGUCAGGUAGUGGAGCAAGUCAAACUGCUUCUUCUGCACAAAGUGGAAGUACAACAAAUUCAGCUACGACUUCAGCUCGUACAAGUUCAGCUUCAUCAUCUGGGAAUAAUCAAUUCACAUUGGGCAUGGGAGGUGUGUGGGGUUUCAUGGGCGUCCUAGGUGCGGCUGCAAUAGGGGGAUUAAUGGUUUUAUGA
Molecule: messenger RNA, 1701 nt
Organism: Kwoniella shivajii
Lineage: Eukaryota; Fungi; Basidiomycota; Tremellomycetes; Tremellales; Cryptococcaceae
Exons: 12
Coding region: 1-1701 (566 amino acids)
Biological process (GO): fungal-type cell wall (1->3)-beta-D-glucan biosynthetic process; fungal-type cell wall organization
Cellular component (GO): plasma membrane
Molecular function (GO): 1,3-beta-glucanosyltransferase activity
Source: RefSeq, a predicted model, not a curated record